AUGGGACGACGGGAGGCCUGGGCCAUCCUGGGUGCCUGCCACCUGGGUUCUUACCUCUGGGGGCUGGCAGAACUUCGACUCUGGAAGCAGCCAAAGCAGCGUGAGAGGGAAGGACUCAAGGAGAACAAUGGGAGAGGCCAGGAAGGAGGGGUGACCCUGCCGACGGGAGCUCUUGCGCGAAAUGAGACUGACGAGAUGGUAGUGGGUCCUAGACUCGGGAGUCCCAGUGACCACUGA
Colletotrichum lupini is the source of this 237-nucleotide messenger RNA. RefSeq lists its product as uncharacterized. The coding region runs from base 1 to 237 and encodes 78 amino acids. The record is from RefSeq and is a predicted model, not a curated record. NCBI's taxonomy places the organism in Eukaryota, Fungi, Ascomycota, Sordariomycetes, Glomerellales, Glomerellaceae. The transcript has a single exon.